AUGCGGUAUUACAUCCUGCGAAGAGUUCUACUGGCUUUCUUGGUGCUCUGGCUGGUGCACCUGAUGGUGUUCUCCAUGGUCCGACUGUUCCCGGGCGAUGUGGUGAUGAUGCGACUUGCCCAGGACGCGACCAUGACCGAGGAGUCGUACGAAAGGGCGAGACAGGAGUUGGGGAUCGACCGUCCUUUCCUGGUCCAGUACGGGGAUACCAUGGGAGGUCUGCUUCGGGGAGACUUGGGCGACUCGUUGCUCAGCGGUAGACCGGUCAAGGAUGAGUUGGGCGACAGGGUAUGGCUAACCCUGCACUUGGCCAUCAUGUCUCUGAUCAUCGCACUGUUGAUAGCUAUUCCCAUCGGUAUUGUUUCCGCCAUUCGCCAGGACACGUUUGCUGACUACGGCGGCAGGAUGUUCUCCAUACUCGGACUGUCGCUGCCGGACUUCUGGACCGGGGUGGUGGCCAUCCUGGUACUUUCCCUUUGGUUCCACUGGCUUCCGCCGCGGGGUUUCGAGGAAAUCUGGAUCGAUCCAAUCAAGGUCAUCCAGCAGUUGGGUAUUCCGGCCCUCAUCAUCGGGUUCCGGUUCUCAGCCAUCAUCAUGCGCAUGACCCGCUCCUCCAUGCUGGAGGUGCUGCGCGAGGAUUACAUCCGCACGGCGUGGUCCAAGGGUUUGUCCGAGCAGCGAGUCAUUAUCGGCCACGCGCUCAAGAACUCCUUCAUCCCGGUCAUCACCCUGGUGGGGCAGCAGUUCUCCAUCCUUCUGGGCGGUACUGUCAUCAUCGAGACUAUCUUCCUGCUGCCGGGUGUGGGCAACAUGACCCUGGAUGCGGUGAUCUUCCGUGACUACACGCUGGUGCAGGGCGCCGUCAUCUUCUUCGGCGGAAUCAUGGUGCUCAUGAAUCUACUUGUCGACAUAUCCUACGCGUGGUUCGACCCACGGAUACGCUAUGGCUAG
Geodia barretti is the source of this 951-nucleotide messenger RNA. The record is from the annotation of a GenBank genome assembly. NCBI's taxonomy places the organism in Eukaryota, Metazoa, Porifera, Demospongiae, Tetractinellida, Geodiidae.